AGAUUUUCGAGUUGUAAAGGUUCGAAUUAUCGAAGUUCGAUUGUAUAAAAUAUACACGAAUAGAUCAAUUCUGACCUCCUCUGCUUCCUUUCCUUCUUUAGUUAUAGCGAUUAAAUUAUAAUUUUUUUCCUAUUCUGCCACUUUAAAUUACUUGAGCAAAUGGUUGUACGGAGAAUAAAAAGAUACUGCGAUCGUAGUUGAAUGAUUAAAGCGUAGAAUACAAAUUUUACUCAAGUGCCGUAAAAAUUUUUAUGAGUAUUGAAGGAAUGUUAAAAAUAGGAUUGUGAAAUUUACAUAGAAGCCCGACCAGUUUACUUUUGAAGUUAUUUUUGUCGAUCAUCCAUUAAGAUCGCUCCGUAGUGGUUUCGUGUUUUAAUUUGCAAGAAAAUUUUCGUUUUGUAAGGACGAAGCGACUCCAACCAAAGUCCACGAUGUAAACACGUUAUCGAUACAUUAGCGGUGACUUUCGAAGAAUUUGGUAGUUGAUCCCCAACCGCUGACGAGGUAAGACAAAUAAACAUAUAUAAUAUUGACCGAGUGAUUAUUCAAAUAUAACGGCCUUUUUCUGAUCCCGUGUGCCUUACAGUACAGAAAAUGUUUUCUGCAAUCUUUGCUUUUGUGCUUGUAACGGCAUAUGCUGCAGAGGAACUACCAUCCUACAUUCGUGUGUGUGGCCGCAAAAACCCCAAUUAUAAUGAAUGUCUAUCGGAUAGCAUCAACAUUGCAAAGAACAAGGUCUGUACAGGAAUGCCGGAAUUUGGCAUUCCUCCGAGUGAGCCACUGACUGUAGACAAAGUAGUUUUUUACAACAGUGAUAAUCUUAAACUGAAUAUCGAAGAUGUAAAAGUAACAGGAUUUUGUAAUUUCGAAGUAAAGUCCGUUAAUACAUCCUCUGAUAGGCUUCACUUCGAAAUUGAUGUUGUGCACAAACAUAUUCAAUUGGUCUCCAAGUAUGACGUCGACAUACGUAUAUUGGUGCCACUUAUUAAUAAGGGACUAGUUCACAUUUUUUUAGAUAAUCUAGACUCAAAAUUGAUCCUAGACUUAAAAAUAGAAACUAAAAAUAAUAAAACAGAAGUAUAUGCAUCGAAAGUAAACGUUAAUACUUAUAUUAAAUCAUUCACAUUUGAGUUUGAUAACAGCAUGAAGGACUUGAUUCAAUUACAUGAAGGUAUUAGACAAGUCGUAAACAAUAACCAACAGGAUUUUCUCAAUAUAAUUGAGCCAGUAAUGGAAAAGAAGAUCUCCGAAAUAAUCGUGUCAGUUAUUAACAAGAUCACCUACAAAAGAAUGGAGCAAGUGUUUCCCGACAAGCCAUAAAUGGCAUAAUAAAUUAUUUAGAACUCUGGAAAUUUUUCUGUUAUUAAGACGCUAUUAUGCAUUUUA
This is a messenger RNA of Wasmannia auropunctata (little fire ant), 1386 nucleotides long. RefSeq lists its product as uncharacterized. The coding region runs from base 595 to 1320 and encodes 241 amino acids. The record is from RefSeq and is a predicted model, not a curated record. The transcript is spliced from 3 exons. Lineage: Eukaryota; Metazoa; Arthropoda; Insecta; Hymenoptera; Formicidae.